Messenger RNA from Silurus meridionalis, 3802 nucleotides. RefSeq names its product tetraspanin 5a (gene tspan5a). The transcript is spliced from 10 exons. Gene Ontology annotation, cellular component: membrane. Lineage: Eukaryota; Metazoa; Chordata; Actinopteri; Siluriformes; Siluridae. The record is from RefSeq and is a predicted model, not a curated record. Gene Ontology annotation, biological process: regulation of vascular endothelial growth factor signaling pathway; protein localization to plasma membrane; protein maturation. The coding region runs from base 278 to 1096 and encodes 272 amino acids.
GAUUCACCGCAAAACCAGGCCGAGAUUCGUUUCGCGCAGGAGCCACCGGAGGCUUCUGCCCAAUAGCACGACCCGUGUAUAUGCAUACAAUCUCUACUAUUUAAUCUGCGGAAAAACAGUCCUGAAUGAUGUAUGGAUGGUGGCAGUGAGGGGGAGCACGAGAUCGCUUUGUAGAUAAAAGAGAAACGCGCUAGUGAUCAGCCUGAACCUGCUACACUUUUCCUUUUCAUUUCACAUGUAAGAGGCAGGAGAAGGGGACUUAUGUGGACGAGCACCAAUGAUGUCAGGAAAGCAUUACAAUGGACAGGAAGUCAGUUGCUGCAUCAAAUAUUUUAUAUUUGGAUUUAACAUAAUAUUUUGGUUGCUGGGUGUGGCCUUCCUUGGUAUUGGACUAUGGGCAUGGAGUGAGAAGGGCGUGCUCUCAAACAUCUCCUCUAUCACUGAUCUGGGUGGGUUUGACCCCGUCUGGCUGUUUCUGGUGGUGGGGGGUGUGAUGUUUAUCCUGGGUUUUGCUGGUUGCAUCGGAGCUCUGAGAGAGAACACAGUCCUCCUCAAAUUUUUUUCAGUGUUCCUGGGAAUUAUUUUCUUCCUGGAACUGACAGCCGGAGUUCUUGCCUUUGUCUUUAAGGAUUGGAUCAAAGACCAGCUCUUUUUCUUCAUAAAUAACAACAUCCGAGCGUAUAGAGAUGAUAUUGACCUACAAAAUCUAAUCGACUUCACUCAGGAAUAUUGGGAGUGUUGUGGAGCAUUUUCAGCCGAUGACUGGGAUCUCAACAUCUACUUUAACUGCACAGACAACAACCACAGCCGAGAGAAGUGUGGUGUUCCCUUCUCCUGCUGCAACAAGGACCCAGCGGAGGAUGUGAUCAACACACAGUGUGGAUAUGACGUCCGGGCUAAAAUAGAUGAUGAGCAAAAGAACUACAUAUACGUGAAGGGCUGUGUGCCUCAGUUCGAGAAGUGGUUACAGGACAACCUGACCAUAGUAGCCGGAAUCUUCAUAGGCAUUGCACUGCUACAGAUUUUUGGAAUAUGCCUGGCCCAAAAUCUAGUGAGUGAUAUUGAAGCCGUGCAGGCAAGUUGUUUGUUCACCUGAAGAUAAUGUUCCCUUAGACACAGAAUUCGACAGUAAUGGCGCCAGCAACAGAACCCAACAUGCCGCGGUCAUCAGGUUGCGUGUGUGUGUACAGACGUGACCUGCCUCAUUAUAUUUUAUUGGGGAAAUAAAGAUCUUUUCAGUGUUUCACAGACCAGUCACGUGUGUAUAAAAUGUAUAAAUGCGUGGCUGUGCAUUUGCACGUGUGCGCGUGCACAUUUCUUGGCAUAUUUUAUUAUUAGUAUGCACUACAUCUUCACUAUGUCCAAUGAUUUAGAGUGUUAGUUUCCUGUUAACAUUGUUUCAUAAUCACACACAUUGAUAUUAUUCUACUAAUGAACAAAUCUCUGUCCCGUUUGUGGACAGUGACUGGUAACCGUUUGGUGCCGUAAUACCUCAAAAGGUAUGAACCUGUACUUCAUCAAGGUAAAGUCUAUAAUAUUGAACGACCUCUGACACCAGCAGAAUAUACAGUGAAAGUAUUGUGUAGUGAUUUAUAAUCAAAUCGAAAGGUUCAGAGGUUAUAGUCACUGAUAAAUAUAAUAGUUAAUAUGUUAGUAGAAAAAUGGCUUGGAGAGAUGAAUAUCUAUUUAGAUUAAAUAUACUUCAAAAAGUAUUCAGUUACACACUUUCUAUAAAGGUCAGGGAUUUUUAGAGUGAUUUCCUGACUGGUUUUCCAUGUGGAUGUUCUACAGUUUAUUUAAGCAGCCAAUGAAGAAAUGUCUGAUGAACAUAAAUAUGUUAAGUGAAAGAAUGUAAAAUGUAUAAGGGAAUGUUUCUCUAAUGUAGGAAUAUUAUAAGCAAAGGAACUAAUGUUGAAUACACUGUCAAUUCUGUGCUCUACUUAUCCAUUUUAUCAAAUAAACAAUUUUUCACCUGACGUUGUGCCUCACAUUAAACAUGUGGAAAGGAACUACAUCUGGUUACCAAGUACAUUGGUGCUCAUUAUUAUCAUAAAUCAAAUUGCAAAAUCAGCCCCAGAAUUUGAGGAUUUUAUGGAAACUUAGUAGAGUUUAUGAAAACUAUAAAUGUAGUAUUGUGUAUAAACCUGUAAAUUAAGUGUAGAGCUUUCAUGUAUUAGUAUUGUGUAAGAAUAAACUAUUUCUCCUCUCUCUCUCACACACACACACACACACACACACACACACACACAGACAGGAGAAGCUCUAUACUACUUAUUAGUUUUCAGUUAAUCUUCUGUAUUUGUUUUUCAGUCACUGGAUCUUUAAAUAUUAAUGAGGACCUGUUGUGGAUUUUUGUUCUCUUGUAUUAACUUGUGCAAUUACUUAUAUAAAUGCUUUUGGGGUCGAAAUACUAUUAGUAUUGUUCCUCAUUCCACAUCUUUCUCCUGGUAUUUUUUUAACAUUUUUAGAUACAUGCAACGAUUCAAAUGGUUGAAAUCACUUCUCUGAAUACUAUAAAUCUAUUAAUAUCUCCAAGAUCGAUGCAUGUUCCAAUGCAAAAAUGUGUGACGGGCGAGAAAGAUGCCACCCUGCAAAAACUGCAGCAGGCCACCAGAACACAACUAGCUGAAAAGAAAGGUGGUUUAACUGAAGUUCUCGUGAAGUAGCUUUGAGAAUUUUAUAGGUUUAAACAUCAUUGUUUUAAAUGAGUAAAAACUUAUAAGGGAAAAAAGGGCCAUGAAAGCAAUUUAUCGCCAGCAAUUGUCUUUAAUAAUCAUUUUCUAUCUGCCAAAUGUACAAUUAAUCAGUGACAUUUACAACAACUAUUCGAGUUUAAAUAUUUGUAAUGCAGUUUUAUAUAGAUAUAUUGGUUUGCUGAGUGGUUCCUUAAGGUUACAAAUCUGAUAAAUAACAUUUACCGUACAUAAAGUGACCACGUCAGGGAGGUACGGUAUCCCAACAUGCAAUGGAAAGGCAUGUUUCGUGAUACUCAGUGGGUUGGUAAAAGACAAACCUGUACACAUGCAAAAAAAUCCAGCUCAGGAAAUAAAAAUGUACCACAGUAUCAAAUGUACACCUUUGAGAACGAGCACUGAAGAGAGCACGUCGUCUCGGGCACUCAGAAUUGUUGCUCAAUGCCAUGGAUUGUGGAACUGUUGGCAGAAUUUCAACCACCUCAGAACAUAAAACACUCGUAUGCACUGACUUGUCUAAGCCCAUUCUUGACACUUGACAUGAUUGCUUAUUAUAUAUUUAAAGACCUUAUGAUCCAUAUCCAUUUGCGUUGUUAUGCCUGCUAAAAAGACAGUUGUGUUAAACAGCGUGCUAUAGAACAGAUCAUAUAGCCUAACAUUAUUAACAAUGUAAUGUCAAGCAACUUUUUUUUUACUAUUCUGACUACGUGUAUGCAGCCUAGACAUCGUCAUAAACUCUGACAAAAGGGCGGCAAAUAGAAAUACUUAUUAAUUGUUAACAAGAUGCUAUUAUUUGUUCAUAAUAUCCAUAUGACAACAGUAAUCUGUUUCAAAAUUCAACAGACCAGUGAUAUGGAAUUAGCUCUUUCCAGGAAAGUGACUACAAACAGAAGUGGCACUAGGACCAUGAGGGGGUUCGAACGUAAAGAGUUUGCUCUGCUCAGGUCAUCCCACCUACAGUACAAACACAUUUGAUCUCUACUCGAAACAUGUCAAAGGCAGGUACUAGUGUAUAUAUUAAAGGGGGGGAAAGUGUAUUGUAGAGAGCGAGGUGUAACUAGCUGAACACAGAUGCACCAUUAAAUCAGACUACUUAAAAAAAAAAAAAA